Messenger RNA from Mercurialis annua (annual mercury), 1267 nucleotides. RefSeq lists its product as uncharacterized. The transcript has 5 exons. Gene Ontology annotation, molecular function: ubiquinone binding. The coding region runs from base 245 to 1018 and encodes 257 amino acids. Lineage: Eukaryota; Viridiplantae; Streptophyta; Magnoliopsida; Malpighiales; Euphorbiaceae. Gene Ontology annotation, biological process: cellular respiration; ubiquinone biosynthetic process. The record is from RefSeq and is a predicted model, not a curated record.
GACGUGGUUCGCUGACGUAAAUUAACAGAAACCUCAGCGCGCUUUUCUUUUCUUCUUGUAUUACACUUUCGAUUCUAGAAAAACAAAAAUUGAAAAGUGUAAAAUCUCCGAAACAUCUUCGAGUUCGACUCUACAAUUUAUACUAUUCAAUUUCUCCAAAUUACGUCCUUACCUCUAAUUUCACUGAUUCCCUUGUUUAUUUGUUAAUAAUAAGUGCUGUUGAUUCUUCAAUUUAAAAUCUAAAAUGGCGCCUUUCAUGUCAACCACAAAAGCACUCCGCUCCUUAAUUACGAAUAGAAACGCUGCUAAAUGUUUAAUCAGAUCGACAAAGAACCAGACCUCUAAUUUUAAUCAUAUGCGACCUUACAGUAGCAUUGCUCACAUAUCAACACCAUCGGUACAUGAAUUGAUUGAUGGAGAUAAUGAUUUUAGGAGUCACAAUUUUAGCUCUACAUUAGGAGGCUUGUGUAAUUAUAAUAAAUCUCAGAGGAGACAGUUUCUCGGUUGCGGAGAUGGCGAAGAAGGCGGUGUUUUAUCAAAAGUUUACGAAGAGAGACUCGUUCUAGGUUAUUUUCCAGAGCAGUUAUAUGAUGUGGUUGCAGCUGUUGAUUUUUAUCAUGGAUUUGUUCCGUGGUGUCAACGUUCUGAGAUAAUUAGACACUAUCCUGAUGGAUCAUUUGAUGCUGAGUUGGAGAUCGGUUUUAAAUUUCUUGUUGAGAGUUACGUUUCUCAUGUUGAAUUGCAGAGACCUAAAUCAGUAAAGACGACAGUAUCAGAGAGUACUCUUUUUGAUCAUUUGAUAAACAUUUGGGAGUUCAACCCGGGACCCGUCCCAGGAACUUGUGACCUCCAUUUUAUGGUGGAUUUUAAGUUCCAGUCACCACUUUACAGACAGGUGGCAUCUGUGUUCUUCAAGGAAGUGGUCUCUCGACUGGUUGGUUCAUUCAGCGAACGCUGCCGCUUGAUAUAUGGACCAGGAGUCCCAGUCCUUGAGAACUCAUAUGAACAGAAGGCAUAAAAUUCUUUUUUUUUUUAUUUAAUUCCAAUACUCCAUAUGUAUACACUGUAUGUGAUCAAAUUUUAUUUACGGUACUUUGGAUGAAAAAUUAGCAAGGCUGCAGAAUUAUGACCCCUGCUUUUUUUGGGCUUUUUUUUGAUUCGGAGUAGUAAAUGAUGCUAACUUGUGCUUCCAUGGCUACAGAAAACUGCCUUGGGUUUUACAUUAGUCUUAGUUGACUAAAUUAAAAAUUUCAUUUAGCCCAUGAUA